AGGCUGCAUGGAGCUCAGCAGGAGCAGGGAUGGUUUGGUAAUCUGACAGCUACAUGUGCUUUGACCUGUUGAUGUGUUUCUGUCAAACAUUAUACUGAUGUGUAUUGUGUUUGUGUUUGAACGGUCGCUGCUUUGGAACUUUGACCAGUUGCUGCCGUGAGUUGUUAAAAGUUGUGCCACGCAAAAUCUGAGCAUCUGGUUGAUAAUUUUUUUAUUUAUACUGAGUUUAGUCCUAGAUAAGUUACUGAGUUUUAGAUCUGUCUUUAGAGCUAAAUGAACUGAGGCACUGUCUGAAACCCUUGUAUAAAUCACAAAUAUAUGGAGGCAAAUAACUCUCAGAUCGGUGGAUCCUCAGUUAGGAAGAUCAAUGAUCGGGUCAUUUUUGUUCAGGUUUUGGUGGCACUUUUCCUUUGCAUCAACUUUACGCUGGUCACAACUUUUUUUAUGAAGGAUUACUUCUACACAACCAUGCGGUAUAUCUUAUUUGCUAUUACACUAUUGUCUGAUUGUACGUUUCUGUUCCUGACAGAUACCCUGCUUGUUAUGAGCUAUUUUUAUUUUGCCAUAGAAAUGUGGCCGUGUCUUAUUAUGUUCAUCAUGUUGUCUGUGUACACUUUUGUCACACCAGUUACUCUGACAGCAAUGACCCUGGAGCGCUACGUGGCCAUUUGCAUGCCCCUCCGACAUGCAGAGCUGUGCUCCACACGCAGCGCUCUGUACUGCAUCCUCAUCAUUCACGGCCUCAGCUCUGUACCCUGCAUUAUUAUUCUGUCCAUCUUCUUUUCAACUGCCACCUUGAGCAUUUUCAGACAAAACAACGUCUGCACUUCAGAUGUUUUCACCCAUCAAACCUGGCAGCGUCAUUUUAGGUCAGCUAUCAGUCAGUUUUACUUCUUGAUCAUGUUCAUUAUUAUUGUAUUUUGUUAUGUUAAAAUAAUGAAAGUGGCCAAAGCGGCAUCAGGUGAGAAUAAAAAGUCCACAUGGAAAGGGCUCAGAACUGUAAUUCUUCAUGCUUUCCAGCUGCUGCUGUGUCUCACACAGAUGUGGUGCCCGUUCAUAGAAGCAGCUGUACUUAAAAUCAAUUUCAGGUUAUUCAUUGAUGUCAGGUACUUUGAUUAUAUCAUGUUUAAUCUUGUUCCAAGAUCUCUGAGUCCUCUUAUUUAUGGACUCAGGGAUGACAAGUUUUUUCUUGCGCUGAAAUACUACGCUUUCUGUGGCUUUGUGAACAACCAAUCCUUAGAUUUGACAAAUUAAAACUAUCGUUCUCACAUGGUGGCCAGUUUGUUUUUAAGAUGUGAUUACAUUGCUUUGAUUAGUACACACUGUAGUCCAUGAGCCAGUAGGGUUGGUCAGCACCAUCAGAGGAGUAUAAUGCUUGGUGGUGACUUUUUGCAUGAUACACAUCUCAAGAGCUAGCAAAUGUGAUAGUAUACAUGUUCUGUAUUU
Messenger RNA from Scatophagus argus, 1446 nucleotides. RefSeq names its product odorant receptor 131-2-like. Gene Ontology annotation, biological process: G protein-coupled receptor signaling pathway. The transcript has a single exon. Gene Ontology annotation, molecular function: G protein-coupled receptor activity. The coding region runs from base 319 to 1254 and encodes 311 amino acids. The record is from RefSeq and is a predicted model, not a curated record. Lineage: Eukaryota; Metazoa; Chordata; Actinopteri; Scatophagidae. Gene Ontology annotation, cellular component: membrane.